AUGAGUCCGACAGAAACAGACACAGAGACGUGCACGAGGCUGUUUGACAGAAGGGAAGCAGAAGAAAAACCACAUAGUGUGCUUCUGGUGUGUCUGUGUUGUGGUGUCUGUGUGGUCGUAUCUGUAGAGUCUUGUGUGGCACUGUGUGAGUCUGUGUGGCUCGAGUUACCGUUGUCGUUGGUACAGUAUGUGGAACCCGAGAGCUCCCUGUGGGUCUGCUCUGUCAUCGUCAGGAGGUCGUUAGCGUCCUCGGGCUCUGGUUUCCCCCCUGGACUCGGGUCUGAGGGGAGCGGAGAGGACGGAGGACUCUGUGGGGCCCGAUCAAAGGGACACAGCUUUUAUCAUCAGCGAACGGCACAAGGACAAGUCCUUAGUUCUGAUCACGAGUGUUUCGCUUCCCCCAAGUCUGACCCCGAGUCUGGCCCCGAGUCUAGCCCCGAGUCUAGCACCGAGUCUGACCCCGAGUCUGGCCCCGAGUCUAGCCCCGAGUCUAGCACCGAGUCUGGCCCCGAGUCUGGCCCCGAGUCUGCCCCCGAGUCUAGCCCCGAGUCUGGCCCUGAGUCUGGCCCCGAGUCCUGCCACGAGUCUUGCCACGAGUCUAGCCCCGAGUCUUGCCCCGAGUCUGGCCCCGAGUCUGGCCCCGAGUCUAGCCCCGAGUCUAGCCCCGAGUCUUGCCACGAGUCUUGCCCCGAGUCUGGCCCCGAGUCUGGCCCCGAGUCCUGCCACGAGUCUUGCCACGAGUCUAGCCCCGAGUCUUGCCCCGAGUCUGGCCCCGAGUCUGGCCCCGAGUCUAGCCCCGAGUCUAGCCCCGAGUCUUGCCACGAGUCUUGCCCCGAGUCUGGCCCCGAGUCUUGCCCGAGUCUAGCACCGUUCUCCUCCGGCUUCCUCUUCAACCUGCGGAGUAAGCAGACCUCCGCCUCUGUCACCAACGUCACACACACAAACGCUGAAUCACGGCCCAGCUCCAGCGGCGAGCGGCGAGUGGGAGGACGGACUCUAUAG
This is a messenger RNA of Knipowitschia caucasica, 1002 nucleotides long. The record is from the annotation of a GenBank genome assembly. NCBI's taxonomy places the organism in Eukaryota, Metazoa, Chordata, Actinopteri, Gobiiformes, Gobiidae.